CACACUUGAGCUGUAAAACUUGUAGUUUUCCUGCUAACUUUUCAGUCGCCUGGAUGAACAGCAGCAGCAGCAUGUUGGUGUUUCGCUCCUGGAUCCUGUGCGCCGCCUGGUUCUCCUGCCUCUUCAGCUCAGCCUCCAGCAGACAUGGCAGAGAUCAUGGAGGGAACCCUGACCCAAUAAUCUUCAACGAGCUCUGCGCCCUGAAAGAUGAGUCUGGGCCGUGCAAGGCUCUCAAGCAAAGAUACUUUUUCGAUGUCAACUCAGGAGGCUGUGAGCUCUUUGAGUACGGAGGCUGUCAAGGGAACGCCAACAACUUCGAGACGUUGGAAGAAUGCGAAGAGGCUUGCGUCGUCUCAAAGGACAAGAACCCAUGUCAUUUACCGCAGGCUGUGGGUCCCUGCCGAGGUCUGGUCAAACGCUUCUUCUUUGAUACUGCGACCCAACAGUGCAAGCAGUUCUAUUACGGCGGCUGCUUUGGCAACGCCAACAACUUCAGGAGCAUGACCGAAUGCCAGAGGAGAUGUGAGAACCCAGAUGCUCCUACAGUUUCUACAGAAACCCCUGUGAUCACUGUGAGGAAACCCAUCAUGGUCCAGCCAGACAUUGUAAAAGAAGUACGGAUUCUGAGUGAACCUCAAGUCCAGCUAAAUGUCUCUACUGAACCACAGAAUGAAGUACGGAUUCUGAGUGAACCUCAAGUCCAGCUAAAUGUCUCUACUGAACCACAGAAUGAAGUACGGAUUCUGAAUGAACCUCAAGUCCAGCUAAAUGUCUCUACUCAACCACAGAAUGACUUUAGCACUUCGGACAUCUGCUUCAGUCCCAUCGACACAGGAACAUGCAGCCUCGCUCUCAAGAGAUAUGCAUAUAACCCAGAAACCAAGAGAUGCCAGAUGUUUGUCUACAGCGGCUGUGGAGGAAACCACAACAACUUCCAUAGCCGUAAACACUGCUACCACAAGUGCAUCAGGGGCAAAAAGGGUCGCAGGAGUUGGAUGAUCCCAAUAAGGAAGAAAAAUAUCAACAGAGUUCUGAACCGCUCGAUCUGAACACUCAGCCCUGUGGAGCUCCAGUAGCCAAGAGGAAUUUGUAUUUAUCUCUGUAUUAUAGUUUUUGUGGCCAUUUUGAAAUGGUCACAGCAUUCAAGUCUUCAUCACGUGGUUUCUGCUAAAAGUCUCCUACUAAAAAGGAUCGAUUUCAAUCACACAUAUUGAAAUGUUAAUUUUAAUACCUUUUUUUCCCUUUGAUUUUUUGCUGUUUUUCUCCCAAAAUGUAUUGAUUAAUUGGACUCCACUGGACAAUACUGUGCAAAACUCUCGAGCUACACCUUAUGUCCUCCUUCCAAAGCAGCCAGGCUUUGCUAUAAUCAUUAAUCAUCUUCAUCAAAUUCUAAGAAGGGUUCCUGAAGGUCUUCUGUUGCUUUGGCUGCAUUUUUUAUUCAGUCUUAUAUCAUCCUACCAGUAUCCUGUCACUUUAAUUCAACCAAUCUAAUACAGAAAUAAUAACAGUGAUCCUGGUGGGAGUUUGCUCGCUUGUAUAAGGACUGGACUAGAACAGAGUAAAAAGGCACAAAGAAAGGUUUGAAUGAGCCUAAAGACCUCUAACAGAUCAGAGGAGAAUCUGUCUAUUUAGGAGGAAAAAGGAAGUUAUAGGAGGUGGUUUUACUUUUGCAAGUGACUUGUUUUUAGAAACAAGAUAGAAAUAUGCAAACAGGUCUAGAGUCUUACUUCUUUAAAACCUUAGCUCAUUUUAAACCUGAAACCACUUCUGCCUUUGAUCGUUUUUAUUAUCUAUUUGCAGCAAACCAGCAGAGCUUCUUUAUUUUCUCCACAACUGAAACAACACAGCUUUAAGACACAUUUUGUUUAAAUUCUGAUCUGAUCUUCCAUUUUUAAAAUAUUUCCUCAGACUGUUCACAAUUAAUAAUUUCACCUUUUACUGUUGUGUAUGUAGUUUUAAACACAAUCUCUGAAAGAUUUUAAAGUCUAAAUUA
Molecule: messenger RNA, 1993 nt
Organism: Cyprinodon tularosa
Lineage: Eukaryota; Metazoa; Chordata; Actinopteri; Cyprinodontiformes; Cyprinodontidae
Gene: tfpia
Product: tissue factor pathway inhibitor a
Exons: 9
Coding region: 54-1049 (331 amino acids)
Biological process (GO): negative regulation of peptidase activity
Cellular component (GO): extracellular region
Molecular function (GO): serine-type endopeptidase inhibitor activity
Source: RefSeq, a predicted model, not a curated record